This is a messenger RNA of Acanthopagrus latus (yellowfin seabream), 1565 nucleotides long. It is a transcript of the gene tk2, whose product is annotated as thymidine kinase 2. The transcript is spliced from 10 exons. The record is from RefSeq and is a predicted model, not a curated record. Bases 59 to 910 code for a protein of 283 amino acids. Gene Ontology annotation, cellular component: mitochondrion; cytoplasm. Gene Ontology annotation, molecular function: deoxynucleoside kinase activity; ATP binding. NCBI's taxonomy places the organism in Eukaryota, Metazoa, Chordata, Actinopteri, Spariformes, Sparidae. Gene Ontology annotation, biological process: nucleobase-containing compound metabolic process.
GCCAGCCACAAAUAACGCUCAAACACGAAGAAGGGAAGCUGAAUGAGUGUGUUAUGAAAUGUCUGUGGCUGGUGGUCGUCUGUCGCUCCUGGUCAGCCGUGUUGGACUCGUUCUGUGCCGGUGUGCUGCGGCUCCGCCAUCAUUCCGCGCUGUUGGAUGUAACAGAGGGACGAAGUUACCUGCUGCCGGCGCCACUGUGAUCCAGAGCCGAGCACUCAGCGACACGCAGCACGUCAGUAAAGGGAAACUGGUGCGAAAUGGAGAGGAAAAGAAAGCAGUGAUCUGUAUUGAGGGGAACAUUGCCAGUGGGAAGACAACAUGUCUGGAGUAUUUCAGCAAAACUAGCAACAUAGAGGUCCUUACAGAACCAGUCUCUAAAUGGAGGAAUGUCCGUGGACACAACCCUCUGGCACUGAUGUAUCAGGAUCCUGCACGCUGGGGCAUCACACUGCAGACUUAUGUUCAACUCACCAUGCUGGAUAGACACCUGUCGACGAUAGCAGCUCCUGUCAGGAUGAUGGAGAGGUCCAUCUUCAGUGCCAAGUACAUCUUUGUGGAGAAUCUCUUCAAAAGUGGGAAAAUGCCUGAAGUGGACUAUGCUGUCCUCACUGAGUGGUUUGAUUGGAUCACAACUAACAUUUCCAUUCCGGUUGAUCUGAUUGUCUACCUGCAGACUUCUCCUCAGACUUGUCAUGAGAGGUUAAAACAGAGAUGCAGAGAGGAGGAGAAAGUCAUUCCAUUGGAGUAUCUGGAGUCCAUCCACCAGCUGUAUGAGGACUGGCUCAUCAACCGGACCUCAUCCCCUCUUCCUGCUCCUGUUCUGGUGAUUCCUGCUGACCAUGACCUCCAGAAGAUGCUCAGCCAGUAUGAAGAAAACCGUGACAAAAUCCUAGCAGCUAGCUACCACUGAUACCCUGUUACACACACAUCCUGCAUGGAGACAGGACAUCCCAAAACCAUUGUUGUGCAGUUUAUCUGCUACAUUGACUUAAAGCUUUUCACAACCGCUAGAGUUCUAAGAUUCUGAUUUACAUUUUUAGCAAUUUGGCAACUCAUUUUAAAAAGGGCAAAUGACCAUUUGUAGACACUUUCCAAAAUGUAUAUAUAAAUAGAACUUCACACCAAGCAAAAUAGUGAGUUUAAUAAAAUAACUUGAGAAACUUUUAAGCAUCCAUCCUCUGCGGAUGUCACCUAAACUGUGACGUUUAGCAGAGUUGUACCACAUUGUUUGUAGUUUCUGGUGCAUUUGUUAUUUAUUAGUGCUUUUUAGUCUACUGUGUAAAGCACUUAAGUUUAUCCUUUAUUGUCGACGAUGAACGACAAUGAUGGAGUGGAUCACAAGGGGACAAGUGUUUUUUAUUUGUGGGAGUGGAGUGUUAGCAACAGCCAGCACUCCACCCACUACAGUUACAGACUACAUGUAUACCUUAAAGUGAUAUCAUUGAUUUUGGGGCCACAUGAAAGCCAUGUAGUGUUGACAUGUUUCUGUUACUCCUUUGUAUGAGUGUAUGAUAUUUGGUCUUAUACUAUAUUAAAUCAUUUCUAAUUAAAGUAAUCAAAAUAUU